UCUCCAUUACUCUAUUCCAGUGUCGUUGGCCGCUAGCGCGGACCUCCGGGAGAUCAUCGGGCGACCACUGAAAUUGGUGGUCGUGGCGAGCGAAUUCGGCACCGACUCUUGGCUUAAUCGGACCGGUGACGGUCCGCAAAUCGCCACUGCGUUCCCCUCUCGCGAGCUCUCUGUCAUGGAAUUGGGGCCGGACGCCGGCGAUGACGGCUACCUGGUUCAGUCAUGACGAUCGCAUGUUUCCUUCUCCUGAUUCUAUUCCCGCAAGCAUGCGGCCAGCAAGGAACUUUCAUUUUGAAUAUCGCAACCAAUGAACUUUUGCAAUUAGCAAAUUCUAGGUCUGUUCCUAAGCUUUAUCUUCUCUCUUCUUGCCACUUUGUAGAUGAUGUGAGAAUGGAUUUUUCAAUAGUGGUUGUAGUGGAAAAGGUUAGAAAUGAACUUCUGUUGUGGAAUCAAGGAAACAAAAUUUUUCAGAAUUGGUCUGGUGACCCAUGCUCUCCCUCUCCAUGGGAAGGUUUUACUUGUCAAAUGUUAAACCAUACAUUUACUAUAACACACCUGAAUCUCUCAUCAAAUAAUUUGCAAGGGUCAAUUCCUACAUCCAUUGGUGACCUAUCAGAGCUAAGAGAGCUGUAUUUGGAGGAUAAUAACUUUACAGGGUCUGUUCCAGAAUCUUUCUUGUCACUUCACCAUUUGUCAAACCUGUCCAUAAAGUGCAACCCACACUUAGACAGUCAACUCCCUCCUGGUUUGUCAAGAAGGAAUCUUACCGUAAGUUCCGGAAACUGUCUCAGGAAAAAUGCUUCUGAAACAAGUUCUUCUCAACGAAGAAUUUAUCUGCUAGGAGCUGGAGGGUCUCUUACUUUCAGUCUUGCAUUUGCUAUUUGUUUCAACUGUUUCUACAAACGUGCCAAUCACUCUGAUAGAAGAGAUCACCUGGACAUUAAGAGGUUUCUAAUAUGGUUCAUCUUACCGGUCCGUACUGGUGUACCGAUCGGCCAUCGGUACGAUAUGUAUCGAUCCAUACCGAUAUACAGACAUAUGGUACAGUGGGGCAUACCGAUAGACCGAUAUGUACCACCCAUACCGGUCCUCUGUCAGACUGAUAUAGUUUUCUCAGAAUCAAGUGUUGAUGAUGUUUCAACAAACCUGGUAGUGCAUCAGUUUUCUCUUAAAUAUAUCGAAAGUGCCACAUGCAACUAUAAAACCUUGAUUGGAGAGGGUGGAUUUGGAACUGUUUACCGUGGUAUUCUCCCUCAUGGUCAAGAAGUGGCUGUAAAGGUUCGAUCAGCUACAUCAACUCAGGGAACCCGUGAAUUUAAUAAUGAGGUGAACCUUCUUUCAACUAUCAUGCAUGAAAAUUUGGUGCCGCUUCUUGGCUACUGCUCUGAAAAUGAUCAACAAAUACUUGUCUACCCCUUCAUGUCAAAUGGUUCUUUACAAGAUCGACUAUAUGGGGCAUCAGCAAAGAGGAAGAUUCUCGAUUGGCCAGCUAGGCUUUCUAUUGUGCUUGGUGCUGCUAGAGGUUUAAUGUAUUUACACACUUUUUUUGAGCGAUGCAUCAUUCAUAGAGAUGUGAAGUCCAGCAACAUUCUUUUGGACCAUAGCAUGUGCGGUAAAGUGGCAGACUUAGGUUUCUCUAAAUUUGCACCACAAGAGGAAGAUAGUGGAGCUUCACUGGAAGUAAGAGGAACUGCUGGAUAUUUGGACCCAGAAUAUUACUCAACCCAGCAGUUAUCAUCUAAAAGUGACGUCUUUAGUUUUGGGGUGGUUCUUCUAGAGAUUGUUACUGGAAGGGAGCCCCUGAACAUUCACAGGCCAAGAAGCGAAUGGAGCUUAGUUGAAUGGGCAAAACCAUAUAUUAGAGAAUCAAGGAUUGAAGAAAUUGUUGAUCCUAGUAUAAAAGGACAGUACCAUCCGGAGGCGAUGUGGCGGGUGGUUGAGACUGCAUCAUGUUGUGUUGAGCCCAUCGGAAGCUACCGGCCGAAUAUGGUGGAUGUCGUCCGUGAACUGGAGGAUGCCCUGAUAAUUGAGAACAAUGCAUCAGAGUACAUGAGGUCUAUUGAAAGCAUGGGAGGAUCCAACCGCUACUUGUCACUCGAGAAAAAGAUCAUAAUACCAAGCGCAGAACCAACUGGACCCUAAUCAAGUUUUUAGCCAAGCAGUUGAAGCUACACUUCCAAAAUAAUUCUGCAUGGAUGGUAAGAAAACAAAUGAACGUAAGGUCCCUCGUUCAUCCUAAAUUCGAUAAAAGAACAGUUGUUCUAUGGCCUAUACUUCAGGAACAAGAUCGGUAAGUUGACAUCCUCAUGUUGUUGCCCAUUGAAUGUAUAAAGCAUCAUCUUAAUUUUUCCUUUGACACUAUUGCUCCAGCCACCUCACAAUAAUUUCUGUGUAUGUUGGUACAAAUUGAACUAAAUGCCUUCUUCUAGGGGUGGACUUGAUUCA
Messenger RNA from Musa acuminata AAA Group (dessert banana), 2445 nucleotides. Its product is annotated as nodulation receptor kinase. The record is from RefSeq and is a predicted model, not a curated record. Gene Ontology annotation, biological process: protein phosphorylation. NCBI's taxonomy places the organism in Eukaryota, Viridiplantae, Streptophyta, Magnoliopsida, Zingiberales, Musaceae. Gene Ontology annotation, molecular function: protein kinase activity; protein binding; ATP binding. The coding region runs from base 223 to 2142 and encodes 639 amino acids. The transcript has 13 exons.